AUGGAUCUAUCAAAAAUGCCAAACGAAAAAAAAUUAUAUCUUUGCAAAUGGUAUUUUAGAGCUGGAUUUAUUCUUCUACCAUUUGUUUGGGCUGUGAAUGCUAUUUGGUUUGCAAAAGAAGCAUUCGUUACACCACAGUAUGAAGAACAAAAACAAAUUAAAAGAUAUGUGAUAUUUUCUGCAGUUGGAGCAGCUAUAUGGUCAGCUGCUCUUAUAGCAUGGGUUGUUACAUUUCAAACACAAAGAACAUCAUGGGGUGAAUUUGCAGAUUCUAUCAGUUUUUAA
Habropoda laboriosa is the source of this 285-nucleotide messenger RNA. It is a transcript of the gene pen-2, whose product is annotated as gamma-secretase subunit pen-2. The transcript has 3 exons. Gene Ontology annotation, biological process: Notch receptor processing. The record is from RefSeq and is a predicted model, not a curated record. Gene Ontology annotation, cellular component: gamma-secretase complex. Lineage: Eukaryota; Metazoa; Arthropoda; Insecta; Hymenoptera; Apidae. Bases 1 to 285 code for a protein of 94 amino acids.